This is a messenger RNA of Ctenopharyngodon idella (grass carp), 8161 nucleotides long. It is a transcript of the gene mtus2a, whose product is annotated as microtubule associated tumor suppressor candidate 2a. Gene Ontology annotation, molecular function: microtubule binding. NCBI's taxonomy places the organism in Eukaryota, Metazoa, Chordata, Actinopteri, Cypriniformes, Xenocyprididae. The transcript is spliced from 15 exons. The coding region runs from base 381 to 4316 and encodes 1311 amino acids. The record is from RefSeq and is a predicted model, not a curated record. Gene Ontology annotation, cellular component: cytoplasm; nucleus.
AGAUGCUCCACUCAAAGCAUCACGCUGGAGCGAGAACGUUCAGUCAGCGGGUCUGCUGUGGAAGAGAGCGGACGGUGAGCGGCUGAACGAGGGAGGACUGAACCUGUGAUUCUCUAAGGUUUGGCACCAGAUGAAUGAACAAGGCAUUUCAAGGUCCUGAAAGCUGAUAUGAUUUCAUCAAGUGCAUUGCCCUGUUGAGAAGUAAACAAAUACAGUUCUUGGAGUAAAAAUGAAAAAAAUGUGAGAUGAGGUUGUGGUUCUGCACUCCAUCCAAACUGCGAAAUUUGAAGGACUAGGUGAAGACAAGUGAGGGAACGAGACCUUUGAUGGAUCCAGGAUUACUGUGGAGCUUUUGAGAGAGAAGCUCAGACUGAUACAACAUGAAUGUGCAAGAAAAGAUACAAGCCGGUGAAGACAACCAACAAGGAGAAACACAGAAUGACGACAAACAGCCUUCGCUAGAACCUGAGGAAGACGCUAAUGCCAAUCAAAUCACCAAAGAGAAAAUUCAUUCAGAUAACCGAGAACAUGGCAGCCCACUACCCCCUCUUGUAUCACACUCUGAAGCCCAGGAGAGGAUCAUUAUCUGGGGAACACAUGCUCAGAGUGAGGACCCUGAACUGGAAGAGUUUGAACUGCUUGAGUGUCAAGAGCUAGAAACAUUUAUUGUGGAAGAAGAAGAGGUAGACAUGUCAAGUGAGAGAAGCAGAAAGGGAGCAAAGAACCUCUGUGACAGGACGUUGGCAUCCACAGCUGUCAGCGCUACUGUUGGAUCCCCUUGGAAAGACCACAAUGAGAACCACAGUGUGGAUGGAGAUGCAAAUGAGAACUCACAGCCCCUUGAUCUCAGGACCUCUAGCUCUCGCUCUGGGGCAAACUGGACCCUGAGAGAAGCGCGAAGUGGUUCUGAAAGCAAUGUUUUUUCAUCUUCUCUUUCUGCAGUGACCAGUCUCAGUGGAAGUUUAGCCAGUGCCCUGGACAGUGCAGGCCGCACACAGCCUCUCUCUUCCCAGUCCACCAAGUCUACCUCAGGCAAAGGCAGGAACCAGCAACCAGCUACUACCGAGUCCUACAUCCUCUCAGAGAGAAACAGGGAGCUUCCCAGGGAUUUGGACCAAAACCAUAACUCUACUACACUGCCUCAGGAAUCACAAUAUGACCGAAGUAAGCUAAUCACUCAAAGUGGGGUGUAUCCUUCAAAUGGAGCAGUAAAAGUGCAAAAAUUCCAAAUGGAAGCAGAGCAGAAUGGCGGGAAAAGGAUGUCAACCGAGGUGCAGAAAGGUAUGUUGAGGGUGCUACCUUCUUGUAGGCAACUAGUCCGCCCUCUUUCUACUGAAAAACGACUUACCUCAGGAUAUCCCAGCAUGGACACCCAGACAGACCAGCAACAAUCCCAAUCCGCUGAGACAAGUCACAGCCAUCAACAAGUGCUGCCGACUACAGAAGUCAACAGUAAGAACACAGGAUCAGAAAUGCUUCCCAACCAGACCUUUACACGAGAAGCCCAACACUUGAAGAGGCAGAGCUCAGCAGAUCGUGCUGCAAGUCCCUCCAGCCUAGAAAGGAAGACUCACUUCAGUCGGCGGACCUACAGCAGUCCGACUAGACCUUCGACACCUCCAUCCCCCAAGACCACAAGGUCUCCUCAAAGACAGCCUCCAUCCUCACCUAUCAAGACUUUACCUUCUCGAGCUCCUCAGUUGGGUUAUGCUGGGUACAGCUCAGGCUUAAGAGCCCCAGUUAAAACAACUAUCAACACAAGCAUCCAUAAACCUCCUCCUACAAUGGAGGCUUCAAUGGAGACCUCCCCUCCAAGCAAGUGUCUGCCAAAACCGAAAAGUGUCCGACCCAAAAUCAUCACGUACAUUCGGAAGACUCCGCAGGUGAAACCCCAGUCUCUUGAGGGAACUUACGAGGUGUCGUCCUUACCUACAAGACUCUCAACAUACAGCAGCACACAGGCCAAACCAGCGGUAGGAGAACAAAGAGAAGCCACUGUGCUGAGUGCCUCAAAUUUACUCUACGAUAAGUAUCGACAAGAGAUGCAGAAGGUUCGGUUCUUCUCUCCUGGACUCAUGGUGUCUGGGAUUAAGCCACCCAGCAACGCCAUGCCCCAAAAAAUGUCAGGCCGAGCGGACAGCUUCUAUGGUUCUCUUAACAAGCCUCUAUCUGCAGCUGUGGGCAGAUCUCCAGUCACCCUUGGAUCUCCUGUGGCUGGAGCCGAGGACCCUUCUGGACCCCCUAUGGGAGCACAGGAUACAGGGAGUCUUUUUCGUCCACCACGGGGACUAAGACCCCAGCUUGGUGUUGGUGCUGUAAACAGGACUCCCUCUGCAGCUGCGAAGAACAGGAUGGUCCAAACAAGCCACCCAAAGUCACCAUUGACCCUCAGUCAACCAAUGCAGGCAGUAAACCCGACCACUCAAAACCCUCAGGAACCACAAGAUCAGAGAAAGCCGGUGGUGACUGGGUUAGCUGCUAAAUCCUUCCUGCCAAAGCCAGCUCAGUCUGGCCUCCGUCCUCCUGGUUACUCGCGCCUCCCGCCGGCCCGUCUGGCUGCCUUUGGGUUUGUUCGAAGCUCUAGCGUCUCCUCCGUGUCCAGUAACCACUCGACCGACAGCACACGGAGUGACCCCUGCCGACCCGCCUACCGUCCCAACAAUAUAAAUGAUGAGCCACCGUUUCACCGUGUCACCACGUCGCCCCCUGGAGAUGGAUCCAGAGUACCCUGCCGCAGCACCCCUCAACCCCCCAACACUCCUGCACCCACACGCCGCUCCCUACUGCCCCCUCCUCGAAGCUCCCCCGUGGCAUCCCGUAAGGAAUUCCAGAAGAGUUCUGAUGGCACCCGUUCAUCUCUCUCUUCCCCUAAGAGACUCGCUGUAGUGUCUCCUAAACCACAGUCUCCAGUUCUUCAGAGGCAACAGAGGGCAACAGUGGCAGUCCGAGGCUCAAGCAUCCAGAUUUUGCCUCGUACUGGCUCUCCGGGCCCAGAGAAGAAAAGAGAAGAAGAGCAGAAGAAAGAAAAAGAGCAAAAUGAAGCAGAGAGACAUGAGGAGUUGCAGCUCUUGCAAAGUCGCUGCGAAGAACAGGCCAGGCAACUACAGGCUCUUCACACAGAACUAAAGAAAACCAGCCUGGGUCUGGAGGUCUUUGUCAUCUGCACUCAACACUUCUCCCUUAAGAGUGAAAGUGCUGAGGAGAAGGAGAGAGAGUUGACACAGGAACUCAGUCGAAUUCAGCAUGAAGUGGCCUUCAACGCAGCUCGCUGGGAGCGUCUUCAGAAAGAGAAGAGAGAGCUGGAGGAGUGUUUUGAGAGGGAGCUGAGAGAGCUACAGGUGCAGCAGGAGUCUGAACUCGUUACCUUAGAGGAGAGCUUGAGACUACGGCACGCUUCAGACAGAGACCAUCUCAGAGCAGAGCACCAGUCAGAGGUGGAGGAGCUUCACACCCAGCACCAGGAACAGAUUGAAGAGUUGACUGCCAACCACGAGGCCGCCCUUGAAGACCUGAAGACCAUGCACAACAUCACCAUGGCAACACUGCAGGAGGAGCAUGCCAGGACAAUGAGAGACUUAAGGAAAGCCCAUGAGCAGCAAAAAGCCAGUCUAGAAGAAGACUUUGAGAAACUGCGCCUCUCGCUUCAGGACCAGGUGGACACUCUGACUUUCCAGAACCGAACUCUGAAAGACAAAGCCAAGCGUUUUGAAGAGGCCCUGAGGAAGAGCACUGAUGAACAAAUCGUGGAUGCAUUGGCCCCGUAUCAGCAUAUCGAGGAAGACCUAAAGAGUCUGAAGGAGGUUCUGGAGAUGAAGAACCAGCAAAUUCAUGACCAGGAGAAGAAGAUCUGUCAUUUGGAGAAAGUGCAGGCCCAAAAGAACCUGCACCUGGAGGAGCGGGUCCAGGUGCUUCAGCAGCAGAAUGAAGACCUGAUGGCCCGCAUCGAUCGCCACCUCACAGUGUCAAGACAACUGUCUGAGGAGAACGCAAACCUUCAGGAGUAUGUGGAGAAGGAGACCAACGAGAAGAAACGUCUGAGCCGCAACAACGAAGAGCUGCUCUGGCUCCUCCAGACAAGUCCCCACCUGUCACCUUCCUCUUCUCCUAUCCACAGAGCCUUCUUCCCCGGCCCUGAUAUUCCCCCUUACCCUUACUCUCCAGGCCCUGGUACCCCCACACACUCCUGUUCUCCUGGCCACUGUACGCCCACUCACAAGGUGGCUUCUCCGGGACCAGGGACGCCCACUCUGAGAGGCUCGCCAGCAGCACGCUCAUCCCCCGCACGGAUCCCAAACGCCAACACUUUACCCAGAUGAGCUGUCCUACUGAAACUCGGCAGCCUCGCCCAUUUUCUCUUACUGUCCAUCAUGGACAACAGUGCUUUGUUUUGAUGUGCGGGCCAUGAUUUCCUUAAAAAAAUGUGUCAAAUUUUAUUAAGAUUUUGACAAACACCAACUGCCAGACAGAGAUGAAACAGCCUCUGUUAUUUCCAUUUUCUAAUUUGAGACACAAAAAAGUUUUUGCGUCUCAGAGGAUUGGACUCGUAGCAUCAGAAUGAAAGAGCUAAUGAUGCUAAUGCUAAUGAUGUGCUGCCAACAAUACUUGGCCAGCACGGAGGCAGAAUCAUUUUUGUGUAUACAGAAGUAGCUCGGCUUUAGAUUUGACUCUAAAACAUGCUGUUGGACACCAACACAAAUGUCUGUAGGUUCUCCUGAAUGACAUAAGAGAACUUUUUACAACAAAAAGCACUUUAGGUUUCUGCCCUACCUUCUUCCUACAGAUAAAUGCACCAGCAUUUUUUGUGGUCUGGUUUAUUUUUUUAUGAGAUAUGUCUUCUGAUUUUGCAAAUCUCCCAGUGUUUGAGUUUUGAUCCAGAAUGUUUCAAAUUAGUCAAGAAAUACUGCAAAAUGUCAUUUUCUUAAUACGUUUUUUUUUUUUUUCUUUCAGUGAAAUUAUCAAAAUAUACUUUAAAAAAAAUUACUUUAGAAAAUUAAAUAUAGGAUAUGACUUGUUUUGAGGCAAUUUUAUUUAUUUAUUUAUUUAUCUAUCUAUCUAUCCCAGUUGGCUUUUUUUAAUUAUUCAUACACUACCGUUCAAAAGUUUAGGGAUGGUAAGAUUUUUUUAAAUGUUUUUGAAAGUCUCUAUUGCUCACCAAGGCUGUAUUUAUUUGAUAAAAAAUACACUAAAAAAUGGUAAUAUUAUAAAAUAUUUUAAAGUUUAAAAUAACUGUUUUCUAUUUUCGAAUAUUUUAAAAUAGAAUUUUAAAAAAAUAUUCCUGUGUGUAAUUUAUUCCUGUGAUGCAAAGCUGAAUUUCCAGCAUCAUUACUACAGUCUUCAGUGUCACAUGAUCCUUCAGAAAUCAUUCAAAUAUGCUGAUUUGCUGCUCAAGUUUAAUAUUUUUGUGGAAAACAUAAUUUUUUAGGAUUAAAAAAGUUUGAAGAACAGCGUAUAUAUGAAAUUUGUAGCAUUACAAAAGUUUUUACUUGGACUUUUGAUCAAUUUAAUGCAUCUUUGCUGAAUAAAAGUAUUAAUUUCUAUUUAAAAACAAAAAAAUCUAUAAAAAACAAUCUGCUCUAAAAUUUUGAAAGGUAGUUUAUAAUAAUAAUAAAAGAUUAAAUGAUCUUGUUUUAAGAAUGUUUAGAUAAUUUUAAUGGAAAACAAAAAAGCUGAUUAAGAAAAUGAUUUUUUGCAGUAUAAAGGCGAACAAGCUGCAAUGCCUCCCACUGGUGCAUAGGCAGAUGUUUUCCUGGACCCAUCAAAAGACUAAUCCAGCUAAUAUCAAAACCAGCUUUUCUAAGCCAGUGUUUCUUACAAAGUUCAGUUUGCCUGCUGACAUGAUUUUGAGACCUUCCGUGGCACACGUUGCUUGGUUAACUAGACAAAAAACUCUUCAGCAUCAAGUCUGUUCUUCCUAUCUGACAAAGCAAGUGCUCUCACUUCAUGCAUGACAUAAAACAGGGAGAUCAAGCAAAUGUAAAAGUACCGACUACAGGAAAUGUCGUUGUAAAUUGUAGUUGUAAUUUUUAUUAGUAAUUUGUAAUUUAAUGGACAUUUUGCUACUUGAUGUGCAUGUGAUGUAAGUCUUCCAUUCUUAAUGUGAAUCCUAGGGUAGUUGUCAUGUUAGGGUAGACACUUGGACUCCUGGGGGGAUGAUAGCUUCCACCUCUGAUGUUUUUUUUUUUUUUUUUUUAAAUGUUUGAGGACAAUAUUUUACCCGUAGUAAUAGGACAUGAAUGAAUUAAACCUCAUGUUACACCUGUCAGAGAUCCUACCAGGUGUGUCGCAGGUUUACAAUGUGGCAGUUAAACGUGUGUUUGGAUUUAAGCUAUCUUUAUUGUAAUGCUGGUUAACUCUUGUAUUACCUCUGUAGAGUGUAGCAUAACCUAGAGAGAGUUUUCUCUGUAUGAGUGAACUAGAAAAGAAUGUAACUGCGUCUUUAAAUGUUGUAUGAUAAAGUUCAGGGAAAUUAUUUUGCUCUGUCUCAAAGGCAGUUUUCAGUUUCAGUUUUUAAAUGAAAAAUAAGACAUUCCUCAUGCAAAGUGGGUUUUGAUAUUUCAAAGCAAAAAGGUCAUUUUUUGAAAUUUUGAAAAAUUGGAUUUGUUUUCUUUUUGUUUGUGUGUUUUUACAAUUGAUACAUCUUUCAAUGGUCAACCUUGUACGCUUUUGAUACAAAGGAGAUUUUUUGUAAACUCUUCACUGAUAAUAUUUUUUCUAUAGUAUUAUCAGUUGGUGCUUGUACAGGGUAUCAUACACAGAAGUACAAUAAUCUGCUAUUCAAGACCAGCAAUCUACAAAAAUCCACACACACAGCAAAUAUGUAUUUGCAGAUGUUUUUUCUUCAUUUGAGACACUAUUGUUUACUGUUUAUAAUGUUUUUUUAAUUACUGUGAAAUGUAUUUUUUAUUCUAAUUCUAAUGCAUUUUAAAUUAUGUAGCUUUGCAUUAUGAAUUAAUUUAAUUUGCUUCUGUCACUGUGAUAAUAACGUGUCGUUGUUAACUUUCCAUUUUUGCUACUCUGGCACAGAUGCUUAUGAAUUUUCUGGAUGUUUCCUGUCAAGCACAAUAACAUUGUAUACCACCACGUUUUUAAAAACAAUCUUUUUAAAAAUACAUUUAAAAAAGCACUUAUUUUUUAACAAUUUUAUUAAAAUGUAAAACAACAUCAGAUCAGCUUAUAGCCUAGUUGUUCAAAAUAUAAAAUUCAAAAAUCUUGAUCCACCACAGCAAGUACACAAAUGUUUCAGGGAUGUGCCUUUAUUUAAUGUACAAAGUAGCAAAAAUGAAAAGGGUUUUCACAUUACAGCAGCCUUACAAACAGUUAAUAUGCUUCUAAUAUCUGGAUUAAUGCAGGAAAGUAAAUGCAUCUUUUUUAUUUGUUUGCUUAUUUUAUUUAUUUUUAUUUUUUACAUAUUUUCAAAACUAUAAAUUAAGUGGUUUCCAUUCUAAUUAAUUUAAUUUUCCAUUUUUUUGCAUUCCAUAUUCUUUGCAUAUUUAUGUUUUAAGUGUACGUCUCAACAACAAACCUCAGCAACCUCAAUUAAACAAUCAUACUGUACCUGCUAUGGAUUAAAACCAUGUUCAAAAUUAUUACUAAUCCACAUUUAUUAUAAGAAGUAACCAUGUACUUGUAUACUCAAAAAUCUUGAAAGAGCUCAUUGGUUUCUUUCCUUUUUGCCCUCAAGACAGACUUCACUGUGGUGUUAGCCCAUAGAUGGUGAUAAAUGAUAUAAAACAACAGAAUCAGGUUCUGGACGCACUGACUCUUUGUCCUGUGGACAUCUAAACUACUGAAUGUGAACUUACCCCUGAAAAUACUGACACAGUCAAUGUAAACUGGGAGUGGUGGAGUCACUUAUUGUACUGAAUGAAAUUUGUCCAUCUGUCUAUUUACUAACAUUUGACUUCUCUUAUGUCUUUUUUGACUGAACUUGCAGUCGCUUGUAAGCUAUACUAUUUAUUGUGUUGUAGUGCACAGUAAUCAAUGCAUGUUUGUCUUGGCGGAUCAUUCCUUCCCCAUGUACGUUUUCAACUUGUGAUGGUUCACGCUGUAACUGUAGCAUAGAGAAUAUAAUACUAAGGAAUGGAAAGAAUUUAUAUAUAACUCAUUUGUAUUCACUAUGGGGGGAGGGGAUGAAUAUUAAAAUGUUUCAAAAGACAAUGUU